This is a messenger RNA of Nasonia vitripennis (jewel wasp), 1850 nucleotides long. Its product is annotated as vanin-like protein 1. Gene Ontology annotation, molecular function: hydrolase activity, acting on carbon-nitrogen (but not peptide) bonds, in linear amides. The transcript has 7 exons. The record is from RefSeq and is a predicted model, not a curated record. Bases 144 to 1760 code for a protein of 538 amino acids. NCBI's taxonomy places the organism in Eukaryota, Metazoa, Arthropoda, Insecta, Hymenoptera, Pteromalidae.
ACACUAUAGUAGCAGUAGUAGCGCAUCAGUCACAACAACGUUUCGUCCGCUGUUAUUCCGAGUUCCGCUGCAGCAAACGCACAGUUAAAAAAUAUAUAUAUAGUAUUUAUAUAUGGGUGUACAGGAGAUCCGCAUAAUCAAUUAUGAAGUACCACUGGCCGUUUGCAAUUUUAUUGAUAUUUCCAAUAGCAACACACCAGCGAUCUUUUAAAGAAGAAUUAAGUUAUGUCGGAGCAGUCGUUGAGUACAGCCCAGUAAAAUCCACAAACGGCGGAGUAAGCGUUGCAGACCAGAAUACGGAAAAUUAUAUGAAGUUUGUUGCAAAGGCUUCCGAAUAUAAAGUCGACAUUCUCGUAUUUCCCGAGUCAAGUCUUUCGUCCUCGCCUUCGUACAUCCCAGCUCCGGAAGAUAAAGUCACUCCAUGCGACGAGACAAAAGAAAAAUACACCACCGCCCUGAAGAGCAUGUCAUGCGCUGCCAAAAAAUACGGCAUGUACAUGGUGAUAAACCACCGCGAAAAGUUCGACUGCGAAGCCAGUAACAGCAGCAAGUGUCCUGGCAACGGCCUCCUCAUCUACAACACGAACGUGGUCUUCGACAGAUCAGGUCAGGUGAUCGCGAGGUACAGAAAGUACAAUCUCUUCGGUGAAAAGGGUAUAAACACGGAACCAGUAGCUGUACCUUCUACCUUCAAGACGGACUUUGGUGUCACCUUCGGACAGUUCAUCUGCUUCGACAUCCUGUUCGAGACACCCACGUUGAAUCUGACACGAGAUCUUGGGGUAACCGACAUCGUCUACUCGAACCAUUGGUUUUCCGAGUUACCACUCGCCUAUGGUGUGGAAGCUCAGGGAGCUUGGGCCUAUGCGAACGACGUGAAUUUCCUCGCUUCUGGCUACAAUAAUCCGAAGACCGCUAGUGGAGGUAGUGGAAUUUACAUAGGACAGAAGGGCUACAUAAAAGUUAUCUCCGAGGACAAAGCGUCCAACAUCCUGGUCGUAGCUAAGAUUCCAAAAGUCGUGAAUGGAAAACGAGCCCUUGACAUCGACGAGAAAGAAUUGCACGUCGUUACGUUCAACAAGUCGGAGAUCUCCACAUCGGACGUCAGCGGAACUGGAACGUACACUUACAAAACGAGUGAUCUCAGCCCUUACACUUCGGAAUUAAUCGACGUCAAGCAGAGCUCGUACAACAAAACGCUUUGCAAUCGAGGGCUAUGCUGCGACUUCAAAUUAAAAAUGGACUACGAUGACAGUGUCGUUAACGAAGACUCUAAGUACUACAGAUACCGCCUGGCAGUAUUCAAUGGCACCAUGUCGUUCGCCGGUGCAGCAACGGGGGGGAUAAAAGUGUGCGGAGUAAUCGCCUGUACUGCCGACUCUCUGGACACUUGCGGUGAAUUGUUCCAGCCGGACAAGAAGUUCGUCGCGCCAGUGACGUUCAGAUCGAUCGACAUCAAGCUCCCCAGAGCUGGUAGCGAGAAAAUUUUCUUCAUGCCGGCGACCUUCGCCAAGAAUAUGCAGCCGUUGAACUCGACGGAGUUUUCUUUUGGCAUCGUGGGGCCGAAGGAGGCACAGGAUUACGAGAUGGCGUUGAAGAAGCCGAGAAGUGAUCUGCUGAGUUUUGUACUUCUGGGUAGAAAUUUUGCACUAGACGGUGGUCCGGUGACCAAAGGGUUGUCUUCGGUGAUGUCCAGCUCUUUUGCGCUUCUGUGGACGGUUGUCUUGGCUAACAUGGCUGUAUACUUUAAGCUUCUUUAAGAAGAACAGAAGCUAUAUAUUGUCUUAUUAUUAUGUAUGGAUUCUUUUCCGAGGAAAUAAUUAGUUUGACGAUAAAAUUAAUUGUCAGCG